This is a messenger RNA of Peromyscus eremicus (cactus mouse), 5090 nucleotides long. RefSeq names its product testis expressed 2 (gene Tex2). The transcript has 12 exons. Gene Ontology annotation, molecular function: lipid binding. The coding region runs from base 156 to 3548 and encodes 1130 amino acids. NCBI's taxonomy places the organism in Eukaryota, Metazoa, Chordata, Mammalia, Rodentia, Cricetidae. Gene Ontology annotation, cellular component: endoplasmic reticulum. The record is from RefSeq and is a predicted model, not a curated record.
CUUCUAGAAAGUUCCUUGAAGACAAUGGACAAUGACUUAGAGCUCAGGAAGGUGAAGUGGGUGAAGGGGCCUGCACUGCCCAUACAGGGUCUUGGCUCCCCUUGAAGCGCGCGCUUCAUGGCUACACUUGAGCCUGAGCCCUCACGAAGCCGGCAAUGACAAGUCUGAAUGGUCGCCAUGCCGAGAAAACCAUUGACAUGCCAAAACCAUCAGCCCCCAAAGUGCACGUGCAGAGGUCCGUGUCCCGAGAUACCAUCGCCAUUCAUUUCUCGGCAUCCGGGGAGGAGGAGGAGGAAGAGGAGGAGGAGUUCAGGGGGUACCUGGAGGAGGGGCUAGAUGACCAAAGCAUUGUAACGGGCCUUGAAGCCAAGGAGGACCUGUAUCUUGAAACCCAGGGUGGCCAUGACCCUGUGGGCCCUGCUGCCACCACCAUCCUGGCAGAUGGACUGUCUGUAUCCGAGACCCCUGCCAUUUUGCCCGUCUCCGAGAACACUGUAAAGCUGCUGGAGUCCCCGGCUCCAGCAGUACAAGUAUUAAGUACAGUGCCACUGGCUCUGUCCCCAGGGUCCUCUUCAUCCGGGCCCUUAGCUAGCUCUCCCAGUGUGUCAUCCCUUUCUGAACAGAAAACCAGUUCUUCGUCCCCAUUGUCGUCCCCUUCCAAGUCUCCCGUCCUUUCGUCCAGUGCCUCGUCCUCUGCCCUUUCCAGUGCGAAGCCCUUCAUGAGCCUGGUGAAGUCCCUGUCAACCGAGGUGGAGCCAAAAGAAUCCCCCCAUCCCCCACGGCACAGGCACUUGAUGAAGACUCUGGUCAAGUCCCUGUCCACAGACACUUCUCGCCAGGAGUCGGAUGCCGUGUCCUAUAAGGCCCCUGACUCCAAACUCAAUCUGCACCUGUUCAAACAGUUCACACAGCCACGGAACACGGGUGGAGACUCCAAGACUGCGCCUUCUUCCCCACUGACUUCUCCCUCUGACACUCGCUCCUUUUUUAAAGUGCCCGAAAUGGAGGCGAAAAUCGAAGACACUAAACGCCGCCUUUCCGAAGUCAUCUAUGAGCCCUUCCAGCUCCUCAGCAAAAUCAUCGGGGAGGAAAGUGGCAGCCACAGGCCCAAAGCCUUAUCUUCAAGUGCUUCAGAACUCUCCAAUCUGUCCAGCUUGAAUGGGCACUUGGAAAGCAAUAACAACUACAGCAUCAAGGAGGAGGAGUGUGACUCCGAGGGAGAAGGCUACGGCAGUGACUCCAACGCCCCCAGGAGCGACCACCCGAAGCCCCCCGAGGACGCUGUGAAGGAAGUGGAGCCCAAGGGUUCCCAGGGGAGCGGUCUGAAGGAUUUAGGCCUGAAGACAAGUUCUCUCGUUCUUGAGAAAUGUUCUCUGUCUGCCUUAGUGAGCAAAGAGGACGAAGAGUUCUGUGAACUGUACACUGAGGACUUUGAGCUGGAGACUGAGGGCGAGGGGAGACUUGAUAAGCCCCUAGAUGUCCCCCUCAAGCCAGAGGUGCUUGCCGACGAUGGCGUGGUUCUGGACAGCGAGGACGAAGCGGACUCGGCCACCCAGCUCCAGGAGUUACCAGUGAAGACGCUGGGCUUCUUUAUAAUGUGUGUCUAUGCGUACCUCAUCCUCCCCCUCCCCUACUACAUGAGUGGACUCUUCCUGGGCAUUGGCCUUGGAUUCAUGACUGCUGUUUGCAUGAUCUGGUUUUUUACACCACCAAGUGCUCAUACAUACCAUAAGUCACAUAAAACUCUGCGACACUGGAACACGAGAUCCCUGGACAUCAAAGAGCCUGAAAUACUAAAGGGAUGGAUGAACGAGAUCUACAACUAUGAUCCAGAAACUUACCAUGCAACUUUGACACACUCAGUCUUUGUCCGGCUUGAGGGUGGAACCUUAAGACUUUCAAAACCCAACAAAAACAUAUCCAGGAGGGCAAGCUACAAUGAAACGAAGCCAGAGGUCACCUACAUCAGCCAGAAAAUCUACGACCUCUCAGACAGCAAGAUUUAUCUUGUACCUAAAAGUCUGGCUCGCAAACGAAUCUGGAAUAAAAAGUACCCCAUUUGUAUCGAGCUUGGUCGGCAAGAUGACUUUAUGUCCAAGGCUCAGACGGAUAGGGACACUGGUGAGGAGAAGCCACCUGCUGAGAAAGAGCUGGCGAGUGAAGACAUUAAGAAGCCACCCCAGCCUCAAGAGGGGACGAAGUCUAGCCAGAGAGACCUGACCCUGUAUCUGUUUGGGAGAACUGGCCGGGAAAAGGAGGAGUGGUUUAGGAGGUUCAUCCUGGCAUCUAAACUGAAGUCAGACCUCAAGAAGCUGCCUGGGGUUUCUGGAAGUAAAUCAGGGCUUUUGCCCACCCACAGCAGACACGGCAGUCCCUCGGGGCACCUGACCCAUAGCCGAAGCAGCAGCAAAGGCAGCGUGGAGGAGAUGAUGUCCCAGCCCAAACAGAAGGAGCUGGUGGGCAGCGUGCGGCAGAAGGUGCUCCUGGACUACAGUGUGUACAUGGGCAGGUGUGUGCCCCAGGACGAGCGAAGCCCCCACAGGAGCCCUGUGCAGAGUGCGGAGAGCAGCCCCACAGCUGGGAAGAAGUUGCCAGAGGCCCCACCCUCUGAGGAGGAAGAGCAAGAAGCCUGGGUGAAUGCCUUGCUUGGAAGAAUAUUUUGGGACUUCUUAGGCGAGAAAUACUGGUCUGAUCUGGUGUCAAAGAAAAUCCAGAUGAAACUCAGCAAAAUUAAGCUCCCCUACUUUAUGAAUGAGCUAACACUGACAGAACUUGACAUGGGUGUGGCUGUGCCAAAAAUCCUUCAGGCCUUCAAGCCUUAUGUUGAUCACCAAGGACUCUGGAUCGAUUUGGAAAUGUCUUACAACGGGUCCUUUCUGAUGACUCUCGAGACCAAAAUGAACUUGACCAAACUAGGUAAAGAGCCUCUUGUUGAAGCCCUGAAGGUUGGAGAAAUUGGCAAAGAAGGUUGCAGGCCCAGGGUAUACUGUCUGGCCGACAGUGAUGAAGAAUCCUCCAGUGCCGGCUCCUCUGAGGAAGAUGAUGCACCAGAGCCCAGUGCUGGAGACAAACAGCUGCUCCCCGGGGCUGAAGGGUAUGUUGGAGGUCAUCGAACAAGUAAAAUUAUGAGGUUUGUUGAUAAAAUUACCAAGUCAAAAUAUUUCCAAAAAGCAACGGAGACGGAGUUCAUCAAAAAGAAGAUUGAAGAAGUCUCUAAUACACCCCUGCUGCUAACCGUGGAAGUGCAAGAAUGUCGAGGGACCUUGGCGGUCAACAUUCCACCACCCCCGACCGACCGCAUAUGGUAUGGUUUCCGGAAGCCACCGUACGUGGAGCUGAAAGCGCGGCCUAAGCUUGGAGAGAGGGAAGUGACUUUGGUUCAUGUGACGGAGUGGAUAGAGAAGAAACUGGAGCAAGAGUUUCAGAAAGUUUUUGUCAUGCCAAACAUGGAUGAUGUUUAUAUCCCUAUAAUGCACUCGGCCAUGGACCCUCGCUCCACUUCCUGCCUCCUGAAAGACCCCCCUGUGGAGGCCUCUGACCAGCUGUGAUGGGUGAAAAUGGGACAUUCCCAGUAUGAGACCUAGCUUGAGGUGUGGCAUUUGUGGCUGCCAUCUGUGCUGUGGGGCUGGCCUUUACUGGUCCACAGCCACUGUCUCUUAAAGGACUGCUUCUGCCCUCUGCCUGCGGUGCCCAUUCCACUGUGAGGUGGCGUUCCCUGCACCCGGUGACUGGUGUCUGGUUGUCUGUUGCAAAGCUUGGACUGGCAAAGGAGACUGGAAGAACCAUCGUGGUGGGGCCAGAAGUUACAGUUGACUAACACCGUGGCUUGCUUUUCUUUUCUUUUUUUUUUUUUUAAGUCUACCAGGUUUUGUGGCAACAAGAGUACUUUUGGAUCGAGCUGUACAGCUGGAAGCCUUCUCCUUGCCUCUUGAUUCCUCCAAAGCUUUUCCUCAGGCAGCUGGUGCACAAUGGAACAUUUUUCCACUCUACACUUUGUACGCAUGAUUGCAGCCCUCCACACUUGAAGAAUGUCACUGUGGUAACCUGUGUGGAGUGUGGUUUUGUGAGCCAUUUCAUUGGUGGUAGAUAGGCAUAGCAACUCUUUUUCAUAUUAAAUUGUGCAUUUUGGAAGCAAGUAGCCAUAGGACACACACCCACAAACACACUUUCAGCUGGGGCGGGGACAGUGGGUUUCAUGUGAACAUCAGGCAAAGCCAUGAGAUCAAACUAUCCCAAAUGAGGUACAAUCGCCUUGCUUCUAACCAAUCCUGAUAAUGUCCCGGAGACAUGAGCAUAUGUGACAAUAUCACACACUGCACACAAUGACUGAUUGUUCCUCCCUGGUACUGAUGGAAUGGGGCCAGAAAGCCGGAGCCAAGCUGUUCUUUUCUGGUUUUCUGUGUGCUCCAGGAAGCCUCAUGUGGGAUGGGAGGGCCUUAUUCAUCUAACUGGUUUGGGAGGUUUGUGGGCAGUCCCCUUCUCUGAUGGCCAAAGGAGGACUGUUUACUUCCUAGUCAGCGUCAAGCACUACAUUUCCACGUGCACUUGUGACCUUUCUUUAAUGUUGCCAACUUAAGUUUGUGCAUUGUGUCAGAAUGUUUAGUUUACAAAUUGGGGCUCUAAUUGCUUAAUUUGCUUUGAGAAGACCUAAUACAAUUUUGUUCAAAGCUGCAUCCAAUAUCAGAAUUACCUUGGGUAACUUUUGAUAAUUUAAUGUCCCUGGACAGAGCUAAUAGUGUUUUUUUUUUUUAAACAGCACCUUGCCUGAAGAUGACUUUAAAGAAAUUAAUAUAUUAAAAAAUUAUAUUUGAACCUUUGAUUAUUUUAGUCAUCCCAUUAAAACAUGACAGAUUAUUUGAUCAUUCCAGUCAAUGUACUGCCCUAAUUACUCAUUGUAUAGGCCAGUUUGCCUAUCAGAGUCCACAUGUCUUGUUCACUGUUCCUUUUCUGUGCAGUAGCAACUGAAGGCGAAAGACUAGAAAGAAGCACUACAGUGUAAAGAGAUUACACGACUGUACCGUCGCACUUAAAAUAUAGUAUGUGGGGACUUACAAUCGCAUUGUUUCACAAAAUAAACAUCUCAUGUCAAA